Molecule: messenger RNA, 1446 nt
Organism: Symbiodinium necroappetens
Lineage: Eukaryota; Dinophyceae; Suessiales; Symbiodiniaceae
Source: the annotation of a GenBank genome assembly
AUGACGCUCUGGGCCUCGCAAGUCAUCAAGCUAAUUCUGCCGUUGCCCUUUCCCACUGGUUGCAACGAUUUCUGGAAGGAGCAAGGCUUCAGCGGCCUCUACAUCUCGCCGCCAUGGUCGCUGGAGGCAUUGAAAAGCCCGGGCUUUGACGACGCAGGCUGGUCGCGAUCCAUGGACCCCAAGGAUCUCAUUGUUGACAGCUUGACCUUCCACAUCCGUGUCCAGCCAAGGCUGAAGGUUCUCCCAGGUGAAAGCCCGGAUGCCCCGCCGACCAUGGAGGUACGGUUGCAACUCGAUUUGGACCUCCGCCCCGUCUUCCGUACUCCUGGGCCGAAGCCAACCACGACAACCACGUCAACGAAGCCAUAUGACCGCCGACGCCGUGGUCAAUUUGAUCCCCCGCCGCGUGAGGUCUUGAUGUGGUGCGAAAAAAAUCUUCCCCAAGAUUCUUGCGGUAUCGUGCUCAGAGUCCUCAUCAAUUCAUUGUGGACCUGCUUCCGAUGCUGUCCACGAGAGCCUUGGUGCAAAGUCUGUCCCUUCGCGUGUCCUCUUGGCUCCCACCCGAGCAUCAUCUACCAGCUUAACGGGCUGCCAGGGGUUGAUUUGGCUGCUCCAGGCGAGCUCAGCGAGCUGGAGUGGUUUGCGGAGUCACCUCAGUGGCCUGAGAACUUGACCAUUCCUGCCGGAUUUCUUUUCGACACCCCUGACUUGUACAAAUUGCUCUCCACAGCCGAGAGGCAGCGAGUGCAAGACUUCAAGGGCGUGUCGGUCACUGACGGCGACUGCCCCGUGCCUUUCGCGAUCGGCGGCGGUUGCAAAUGCAAAGAGGGCUGCUCUCCGCUGCCCUACUUGAACUCAGACUUCACAUCGGGCACGGGCCUUUCCUGCGAGGGGCCAUGGCCUCCACCUAUCGACUUGGUGGCCAUUCACAAGACGAUAUGUGGGCCUAGGAGGGUUCAUAAGGCUUUCGCGCAGGGCAAGACAACGCAGCGUGGCGGAAUCUAUGUGAGGUGCGAGGUGGGAACGUUGAUAGGUGGUGCUUGCAGUAAGUUUUUGCCAUACGAUGGCGCCGAGAUCCUAGCUGCGUUUCCUGACGAUCGGAACACGUUCCGAUGCUUCGGAACUGGCGAGUGGAGUCAGGAACCAGUCCACUAUACAGUGGCCCGUGGAUGGUGUCUGGAGCUUGAGGGAAAUGAGAAGGUCAUCAUGGUCAGGAGGGAAGGUCGUGACAAUGCUUCUGUCCAAUGUCCUGAUGGUUAUCAGGUUGUGGGAGGGGGGUGCACCUUUAUCGAAGGCACGGAGUUCACGCUUCGCGAGUCCUACCCAACAUCCCAGAACACAUGGGAGUGCAUCUUUGACUCGACACGGUCCUGUGGCGAAGGUAGUCCGGUGUGUCUGCGCAGUGAGGCCCGCGCUAUUUGCCUGGGCGUUGCAAGUGCGCAGUAA